Molecule: messenger RNA, 1749 nt
Organism: Pseudomyrmex gracilis
Lineage: Eukaryota; Metazoa; Arthropoda; Insecta; Hymenoptera; Formicidae
Product: ATPase WRNIP1-like
Exons: 4
Coding region: 244-1707 (487 amino acids)
Biological process (GO): DNA-templated DNA replication; regulation of DNA repair
Cellular component (GO): nucleus
Molecular function (GO): single-stranded DNA helicase activity; ATP binding; enzyme activator activity
Source: RefSeq, a predicted model, not a curated record
CGCUCUCAUUCUUCUCUCUGGUCGCAAACUUGUGACGUCAAUGGCGACACUUGUUUCCUUUGUCUAAUCAGAAGGGACUGUCUUCCUGAGAAACUCUAUAGGGCACUUUGUGGUUUUAUCUUAUUUUUUAUAACAUAUACAUAUAUAUCUAUAUAAGAUACUUGUAAAUAUGUAUUUAUAUAAAUUACCUAUGUAAAUAAAAAUAAUGCGUAAAUCAACGAUAAUAUAACCGAAGAAAAUCAGAUGGAAGGAAAAAGUAAGAGAUUAUUUCCUUUUGAAAAGGAUUUGAUAAUGAAUAACCAGACCAAGAAAUUUAAAGUGCACACAAAUGAAAUGUCGAACAAUAUGGAAGAUAUAUUUGUAUCUGAACAUAAUUUUACGAGACAUUCACAAAUGCUAUUCUCAGAUACAAAUAAGGAAAGUGUUUCACUUGUUGAAAAAAUGAAACCAAUGAACAUUGCAGCUUAUGUAGGGCAAAAACAAGUUAUAGGUCCGGACACUGUUUUAAGUUAUUUAUUGAAAAAGGGAGAGAUUCCUAGUAUGAUAUUUUGGGGACCACCUGGGUGUGGAAAGACAUCUUUAACCAAUAUAAUAGCACACUUAGGUAUGAAAAUGAUGGGUAGUAACAUACAUAUUAUAAACUUAUCUGCAUCUAGUUCUGGUGUAAAAAAUGUAAAAGAUGCUGUUACUGUAGCCACAGAUAAAUCUAAAAUUGGGUGCAAAACUAUUGUUUUUAUGGAUGAAAUUCAUUGUUUCAACAAGCUUCAACAAGAUAUAUUCUUACCACAUAUAGAAGCAGGGACAUUUACCUUAAUAGGAUCUACUACUGAAAAUCCAUUUUAUAGUUUAAAUCCAGCUUUGCUAAGUCGCUGUCGUGUGUUUGUGCUACAUAAAUUAAGAGAAUGCGAUAUAAUAGAGAUUCUUUAUAAGGCAAUAAAGUGCAUAAAGGGAAGCAUACUUGACACACAAAAUAUAAAUGCACAUCAGAUUAAACUUUCUUCUAUUUCAAACCUUGACUUUUAUAUUGAUAAUAAAGCAAUACAGUGGCUAGCAGAAGCAUGUGAUGGUGAUGCACGUGUAGCUUUAAAUACUCUAGAAUUAGCAGUGCUUGCAAGAAAACCAGAGAGGCUAAAAGCAUCGUAUAAUAAUGAUGUUACAAUAACUCUACAAGACAUUAAAGACAAUAUAAUAAAAGCACAUGUACUUUCUGAGAAAGAAACCAAUCAAACUCAUCACUUGUAUUCUGCACUUCAUAAAUCAAUAAGAGCUGGUAAAUCAAAUGCUUCUUUAUACUGGAUGGCCAGAAUUAUGGCAGUUAAAGAAGAUCCAGUAAAUAUUGCAAGACGGCUAAUUAGGAUAUCUAGUGAAGAUAUUGGUUUAGCAGAUCCUGAUGCCUUAGGUAUUGCUGUUCACACAAUGUAUGGAUGUCAAAUGAUUGGUAUGCCAGAGUGUGAUGUACUGUUGGGACAAUGUACAGUCUAUUUAGCAAAAGCGCCAAAGUCUCGAUUGAUAUACAACGCAUUAAAAGCUGCGGAAAAAGUUAUUUUGGAACAUGAAGGUCUUCAACCUGCUAUACCUUUGCACAUGAAAUGCAACUCUGCAGAAGAAAAACACAAAAGCAGCAAUGAUACUAGAAAUUUACUGAAUCAAGAAAGUUGUAAUAAAUCUUGUUUACCAGAAGAGUUACAGUAUACCAAUUUUUUUUAAGGAAACCAAAGUUUGUAAAUAAAGAAAAACAUUUAUAUCAAA